AGUAUCCCGCGAACCGUGCUGUCGGCUUCACACGUACGAUAUACGCUCCAAAUAGCAGCCGUUAUUUCAAAUUGCCUGCUACGCGACGAAAUUUUGACGAUAUUCAUCGUAUCUAGAUAAUCCCUCUUGAGUCUAGAGGCUAUUAAUCUAGAUUUAACCCUCCGGUAAGCGGAGGUUAGAGGUAUCCAAAAGUUGCCAAAGUGUCUCCAAUAAAGUUAUCUGCGAUGGACAGCAACUCGGUGUCGCCGAUGCCAGAAUUAGCACCCAUUGCGGAGUUCGACAAGUCGCCUCCUUCGCCUCCCAACGAAGAGGUGCCGAUGGACGAUCUUCCGCCACCCCCUUCCACCAUCUCACACCCUGAAGCAAACCACAACCACGUCAAGAAACAACGGAGCCGCUCAUACGAAUCGGACGACGAAGAACGUGGUGCCUGCGAAUGGUGCGAGUACGCCUUAGUGAUUACACUCGCCACAAUACUCCUUAUUGGAGUGUUGGCGUUGACUGUGUUCUGGGUGGUCUACUACCGGGAGAGUUAUGGCUGGGCUGAUGAUAUACCAGAGAAGCAGUUCAACCUUCAUCCGACGCUUAUGGUCGCCGGGUUCAUCACCUUCAGUGGAUUUUCCAUUUUGCUCUACCGUAUCUGCCGAUGCUUCCGGCGGAUCUAUGUGAAAUUGUUACACGCUAUAUUCCAUGCCCUGGCCUUCCCUUGCAUCGUGAUCGGAUUCCUGGCCGUCCUGGACUUCCAUAAUAAGAAGGGAAUCAACAACUUCUAUUCUCUACACAGUUGGAUAGGUUUCGUCGCUAUGGGAUUAUUUGGAUUACAGUACGCAGUUGGUUUCUUCAGUUUCCUCCUGCUGCUGAUCUGCAGCAAGGGUACAGCCUCCUUCCGCGCGUCUCUGGUCCCAAUUCAUGCUUCCUUCGGGAUACUGACUUUCGUCCUCGGGGUUUGUGCUUGUCUCACCGGACUUACUGAAAAAGCUCUUUUUACACUUGGUAACUCCACAAUAUUGGGAGAAUUCAGGAGCGAGACAUACUCAUCGCUGCCGACAGAGGGCAUUGUGAUCAACGCCAUCGGCGUGUCGGUGGUGGCCGUCGCCAUCUUGGUGCUGUACACCGUCCGCGGAACUGGCGGAUACCGCAUUCGCAAGGUCGCGCAACACCCCAGCUAAACGACACGACACUGCUUUGCGACUGGUUGACCAAUCAGACUUUAGAAUGGAACAAUAUCUAACAGAUUCCAGCGACAUUCCGAAAUGUGCCCACUAAAGUCUCAUUGGUCACACUAGAUCCGCUGACAGCUUUUUUUAACUUGUGUAUGAUACAAUAUUCGUUUAAGUUUAAUGAUUUCGUGGUGAAGUAUUCCAUAACUGUGUUCCAAAUUUCUUUGAGACGUUAGGGUCCAUAUUAUGUGAUUUCGUUAUUAAUCUAAUUAUGAAAUGUUUUGCAGACUUGUAAGUUGUAACUUGAUAUUAAAAUUGUUAUGUACCCGAUAUUAAAAUUAUAUUAAUUUAGGUUAUAAUCCAAUAAAAUUUACUUGCGGUUGUGCGAUUAUAUAUUUAUAGCCUUUUUAAAACAUCAUCGAAAUUAUGUUAAUCUUAACUCAAUCGUCACAUUGUCGAUGUGUGUGUAUACUUAUUUAUUCUUCAGUAGUGAUGUAGCCCUCUGACAAGAUAUUGUGAAACCCAAUAAUAAUUUGGCGUUAGCAAAUUCGCUUCAAUUCAGAAUUAACAAAAUAUUCAACUGCCCAUAGAGUUAUUUUUGAAGUAUUUUAGUGGCCAUAUUUUAUUUAAGGCGAACGCCGAUCACUUCGGUGAUAUUAGGUUAAAUAGGUUUAACGAUUUGUAUAUAAUUUAAUGUAUGUAAUGUGCGAGUGUUCGAUAGAUGUAGUCGUGUCAGAAUCGUAGUGAAUUUUGAGUAAAUAUUUAUUGGUAUCGAGUAGUAAUAGUACCUUAUCAUACAAUAUUUAAACGAAUAUUUCUGAAACUUUUAACUUUUUAAACGUAUUGCAUGAUAAUCAAAACUGCGAAAGUUUUAUACGAUAUUUAGAUGGAGCUCUAUACGGUUUUAACGAGAAGUGUUCAGGUUGCCAAAUUCGAUGUAAUAGCUAGUAAUAUUUAAUCAAUACCUACAUUAUUAGAUGUCUAAUUGUAAUUAUAGUAUAAUGCUCAAUGUAUUUAUACGCGGAGUAAAUUUAUUACCUUGUGUAGACGAGAUUUUUCUAUUAUUUAAUAGUUUAUAUUGAAAUAGCAUUCCAUGUUGUGGGGACAGUCGCAGAUUUUACUAAUAUACAAUGCACGAAAGACUGUACACAUAGAGUAAUAGGUUUUGCUGAGAUCGAAUGUUUACAGUUUUUUAAAAGUCUACAAUCCUGGAACCCUUCGUAACAUCGGGGCCAACUUUUGAAAUAUUUAGAUUUCGUUUAUUACUAUUUAGACUUCUCGCAAUAAAGAAAAUGUUAAAACGUACCUGCUUGUUACAUAUAUUUAGUCAAUUUGAUUAAUCUUUCUACUAUAUCUUCUAAAUUGCUUAAUGAAGUUAUUUCUUGAAUCAGUUGUUUAUUGCAGUUGUAUUGGUUAAUAUGAAUUUUAUCACUGUUUUACGAUUUCCAAAUAUUUAUACGCAAUUAUAAAGGUACAUUAAAUACAUAU
This is a messenger RNA of Pieris rapae (cabbage white), 2648 nucleotides long. RefSeq names its product plasma membrane ascorbate-dependent reductase CYBRD1 (gene nemy). Gene Ontology annotation, molecular function: oxidoreductase activity. The transcript is spliced from 7 exons. NCBI's taxonomy places the organism in Eukaryota, Metazoa, Arthropoda, Insecta, Lepidoptera, Pieridae. The record is from RefSeq and is a predicted model, not a curated record. Bases 225 to 1169 code for a protein of 314 amino acids.